Messenger RNA from Microthlaspi erraticum, 513 nucleotides. Lineage: Eukaryota; Viridiplantae; Streptophyta; Magnoliopsida; Brassicales; Brassicaceae. The record is from the annotation of a GenBank genome assembly.
AUGUCCCAUGCAGCAGACCGAGCGCAGCAAUCGAUCCGGGAAGCAAUGGACCGCACUCGACCCGUUCCUCAACAUGCGAUCAAAGCAUCCGGCCGAACGCACCGGUCAACCAGGAAGGCAAAGGACUACGAUCGACCCAGGUCAUCACGUCACGACCAAGACCAUCACAUAAUGGCCGACCCCGACGGCCGACCACAUCCCUUACACGGUCGACCCGAGCUCCGCGAACAAGAAGCCCACUUAUGCAGUUUGACUAUUCUUGGCCCGUCUUACCUCAACCGACUUGUGGAAGACCUAGGGCACUAUAAAUACUCCUUUUUAGCCUCUUUAGAAGGGAUAGCCGCAUUAGUUUUAGAGUUUUCUUACAUUGAUUUCGUUUUAGAGCUUCAUGGGAGAAGAUCUCACCUUUGUAACACAAUAGAGGAGAUUUCUAAACCCUUUUACUUUCUAUCAAGUUUUAUUAUGAAUUCUUCUUCAUCUCUUUGCUUGAUAUCUGUUACUAUGUUUGAGUAA